Cornus florida is the source of this 2767-nucleotide messenger RNA. RefSeq lists its product as uncharacterized. The coding region runs from base 40 to 2526 and encodes 828 amino acids. Gene Ontology annotation, molecular function: RNA binding. The record is from RefSeq and is a predicted model, not a curated record. The transcript is spliced from 6 exons. Lineage: Eukaryota; Viridiplantae; Streptophyta; Magnoliopsida; Cornales; Cornaceae.
CCCAUUUUGGCUGUGUUUCGGGAAAAGGAGAGUGUUCAAAUGGUCCUCUCUCGUCUCCUCCAAGCUAAAUCGCCGUAUCGUUACCUCGGAAAAGGUCUUCCGAAAUCUGCAAGAUGGUGUUCUACUGCUUCUAAUGGCGGGAAUGAGAAGUCAUCACAGUCCAAGACAGCGGGAGCUGCAAAGAAGUACAAGGAAAUGGAUCCAAGGGUCUUUCCUAAAGCAACACAGGUCCAGAACAAAGCGGGUGGAUCAUGGUAUAUUCUGAGUGACAUUGUUACACGCCUGAAGGAGAAGAUACUGGAAUAUUCUCCACUCCAGAAUCACACUAGUGACACAUCAUGUCCGGAUAAAUCUGAAAUUAACGAGCCCGAAAAUUCCGUGAUAAACUCUCAUUGCAAUAAGAACAUUUCAACGAGUGCUACAUCUGAGGAUGCAAUCAAUGCAAAAGCUUCUGAGGCUACUAGGAGGCACAGUACUCUAGAUAACAGUGAACACUGUAAGCCUAAAAACAUAGUCCAAUCAUCAAAAGCUGCAACAUCCUGUAUAGAAGGGGAAUGUAUUUCUGUGGACUUGAUCAGUACAACAGCUUCUGAUGUUAUUAAGAUGCAAAAUUCUCCAUGUGCUACUGAGGUUACUGAAGCUGCAUGUAUAGUCCAAUUGUCAGAAACUGUUGCAGAUUCUCACAGUAUCGUUGAGGAAAUUUUAACAAGUGCAGAAUCAUCUAACAUCUCUCAGGAAAACCAUUCUGAGGAUAUAGUUAGAUCAGAUGAGGUUUCUGAUAGUUCAAAGCAGGUUGAGCCAAUGGAAGCACACUCGGGUGCACUUGCGAGUUUUGGAAAGGAUAGAAAUUCUCAGUCUGAUCAGUUGUCUUGCUUAGAUCUUCAUCCACUGAAUGAAAGUACCUGGAAACCACAAAAUAUUGAUGCAAAUGAAUCAUUUUCAUCCGGAUCUGGAAAGCAUCAAGCUGAAAAUAAAAUGACAAUUUCCAGCCUAACAUCAAAUAUAGGCUCUGAAAUGAGUGAAACACAAGCAUCGUUCAGUGGUGCACAAAAGGUUAGGCGGAUGGUGGAUAUUUUUGCGAGGACAACAAAAGAUCAUGCAACAAGGGAAAUGACCAACAAAAAGAGUAAAAUUUUGACAUCCAAUGGAAAUGCAGGGCACUCAAAUGAUAUGACAGGGGAGGAUGAGGUAAAAAGUCCUGAUAUUAUGGGAUUAAUUAACUGCAUUAAAAAGAUGCCUAAAGUAGAUUCGUCUAUUAGACCCCAGGAUAAUGUUAUCUCCAGUAAUAAUGAUAUUGUCAGCAAUAGAAGCCUGAUAAAAGGGAUCCAAUCGCAGGGUAAGUUGCAAAAAAUUGAUAAUAAGGGAAAACGGGCUUUAUUUGAUGGCCAUGCUUUCGGCAAGAAGAGUGAGGAAGGGCCAGAUGUAGAGGUCGACUUCAAGAUAUUACAUUCGGGUUCCAAGAGUGAGGAUGUGGAAGAAAGUGAUGCAGAUGUUGCAUCCUUUGAUUGCAAAUUUAAAUCAACCCCACAAGUUCCACUUCCAGCGAGCAAGGAAGACAUGAAUCAGACAUGGGAUACUUUAUACGCAGAAGAAAGAUCUAAUGAAAACAAAGUAUUGGUCAAUUUCUUGCACAGAACUGCCAAAAAGAAUGAUAUAGUAGCUGCUUUCAAGAAUUGUGGGGAAAUUAUGGGCAUUGAAUUUUCUUAUGUUAGAGGGAGCUUAUUUAAAAUGGCUUAUAUUACUUUCAAGACAAGGAAAGGGCUGCAGAAAGCUAUUGAAAAAACUGAUCUGAUGGUAAAAAAUUCACUUGUUACAGUAGAAGCAAUUUCUUCCUUGGCUGAAAUGCCUAGUAGAAUCUCCAUCCCCAACUUAAUCAAUGAUCCUGAUGUUCCUGCUGCAUUAGUGAAGAAUCCUACCCGAACAGUGAUGAUCAAACACUUGACCCAUGACAUAAGCUCACAUCAAAUUGAAGAAGCUCUAGCCUUCUGUGAGAGCAAAAUAACUGGCUUUUUCUUGGGUUCCUCGAGUUCUGUUGCCUGUGUAGAAUUUGAGACAGAAGAUGCUAAAGAAAGAGCGCUUGCAAAACAUUCCAUAGUUUUAUUAGGAAAGCAGCUAUUCAUCUUCAGAAUAGAUGCACCAAUAACAACAGUUGUAAGGAUUUCCAAUUUGAACUUGCCAGAAGCAUCAAAGAAAGUCAACUCCAUAUGCAAGGCUUAUGGGCAGGUCAAAUGUGUAGUCCACAGAUCUGCAGACACCAUUGAUGUGCAUUUCAGGCUUGCUGAAUGGCCAAACAUGGUUAAGAUUCUUAACAGACUAAAUGGGAGUCGAAUAGAUGGUCAGCAGUUGUUAGCUCGGCCUGCAACUGUGGUUCCUCCCGAAAUCCUGUGCAUGUUAUGGAAUCAGCCGGGUGCAAGAAGGCAUGUGAAAGCCAUGGUGAAUAGUUUAGUUGAAAAACUUGGGGAAAAUGCCGUGCAUAAAGCUGGUUUAACUGAUCUUGCAGCCAGAUUCUAUGGAGAUGAAUUAUGAUUCAGUUUAUUACUUGCAUUUCUCUUAUCUGAAAAAAAAAGAGAGGUCAGUUUAACAUGACGUUCGGAAAGUGUAGCUUCUUCAUUGAUUGGAAUUUGCAUAUUUUCUUGUCAGAUGGAAACUUGUAUGUCAGGUCAGUGCUAACCCUAUUAAGUUGUACAAGAAUUUUGGGAAGUGUACUCUUCACAACUUCAAUAUAAUUCUGAUUUCCAUAUGGCAUUGGAAAUUUUACUUUUCUUGA